Molecule: messenger RNA, 2529 nt
Organism: Trichoderma virens Gv29-8
Lineage: Eukaryota; Fungi; Ascomycota; Sordariomycetes; Hypocreales; Hypocreaceae
Exons: 3
Coding region: 1-2529 (842 amino acids)
Biological process (GO): nucleoside metabolic process
Molecular function (GO): catalytic activity
Source: RefSeq, a predicted model, not a curated record
AUGACCAAUGAGGAGCUGAUUGCAGGCCAUGCGGAUGACGAGAAUUCUCACAGCGACUCCCAUGACAUUGAAAAAGUCGGAAGCAUCUACCCAAGAUUGGCUGCAUUGAUGCUUUUUCUGGAUGCGUCAAAUCACAGACAAUUCGACCUGUUGAGCGACCCAAGCUCGUCUCUUUUCACACUGCCCUCUGGGUUGAUCAGAAACCAGACUGUUAGUCAUGUAGCGGCUUGGAAAGCCGUUUUGCAGCGGCUGACGGGGAAAUCGGAUCAAAAAUCGAGCUGGCAUGGCAUUUCCCAACCACAAAUGCGUCUAGACGAGCCAAAACCCGAACGGCAUCAACAUGCGAUGGCCCAAAAUCCUGUGGGCGUUGUCAUGGACGCUAUUUUCAAGGAAUUCCAACAAGUGAAUUGCGGCAUGACACACGAGAUCAAGUUGAGAGUCUUGGAAGAAUCGCAUACUAGCUCACAGCGGCCAAAGAUCGAAAUGCUCAUGUCAUGUUGCCAAGCUGGAUGUGAUUGGCAAGAAGCUGUUUGCGACUCUAUUCAGGCACCGAUAAAUCCCACGAAGAAAAAUAAUAUUUGCAUCGCUAUACACGAAACAUGGAAACAGCGUACGAAGCUUCGCCUAUUCUUUGAUCAUCGGGGACUCUUCGAUAUUACAGACGAAGAACCGCCAAUAACGACGUCUCUUCAGGACUAUGAAGAAGAAGCUCUCAUGUCGUUGCUGGAUAAAAACAUGUUCCGUCCUAUAAGUCCUGGAGCGUAUCUGCAAGGGUUAGCCAUAGAAAGAUUUGAUCAUAAGGAAAAGACAUCUUUGGCCCUGGCCUUAGCUAGAUGUCUCAUGAUAUUUUUCGACAAAAGCCUUGAGCGCGCGGUUUGUAAUUGGAACACCCAAAGCAUAUUCAUCAUGCGCUCGGCUACUCCUCAUGGAGAGCCUCCGUGGUGGCAUAUACUGGUGCGAUCACGCCCUCCUAGCUUCAGGCAACCAAACAUUCACGAUAAAAUCGGCCCCGGCAAUCCAAUUCUCCUUUCAUUUGCAAAGCUGUUGCUGGAGAUUGUCAACGGCGAGACGAUAAAACUGGACGUCGACCCGCACAAUGUUAACAAUAAUAUUGGAAAUUGGGCUCAGAUGUGUGGCUACGUCGAGGAGGCGCGACAAGACCGGAACAGCUUCUACCUUCAAGCUGUUCAAGGAUGUUUGUAUCUCCAUAUGCAUCUACAAAGAGGCCAAGAUCAACAGACUACUUUGUCCGGCACUGCCAUGAGAGAGGUCAUAUAUGAACAGAUUGUCCGGAACCUGGAGAAGGAGCUUCACCCGGAGGGACUUAAACGGAAACGGCGAGAGUCGUUUUCUGAGCAGUCUCAACCGAACAAAAUAUAUGUCGCAGAACCUCUGCCGCUGGGCAGUAGCCAUGAAGAGAACUAUGAGCCACAGCACAACAAAACUCCUCUGGAUCGCGAUCACUUUGAUGUUGCCAUUAUCUGCGCCAUACCAACAGAAUACAAUGCUAUUUGUCAAAUAUUCGACGAGUUUUGGGAUGAGGACGGCGAUCGCUACGGGAGGGCUGCGGGUGACCUCAACACUUAUACAACCGGCCGUGUGGGCAAGCAUAACGUUGUCCUUGCGCUUCUCCCACAGAUGGGAAAAUCUAAUGCAGCAGCCGCAGCAGCUAGUUUUAGGUCAAGCUAUAACAGUAUCGAGCUGGCGCUUCUUGUGGGUGUCUGCGGAGGGGUCCCUCGUACUGGAGGAUACGCAGAGGACGAGAUUCUCCUUGGCGAUGUGGUGAUCAGCAAGGCAGUUGUCCAAUAUGACUUUGGCCGGAAAUAUCCCAAUGGGUUUAUCCGCAAGAAUUCUUUUGAGGACAACCUAGGCAAAGCAGCCAAAAACAUUCAAGGUCUCUUAAAUACGUUUGAGACUGACCGAGGCCUAAGUCUGCUUCAAAGACAGACGGCCCAGUUCUUGACACAGCUCCAAAAUACGGGGCAAAGUAAGAGCCGCCGAACACUUACAAAGUAUCGAUACCCUGGGACAGUCAAAGACAAGUUGUACAAGCCAGAUUAUCGCCAUAAGCAUCGCGGUUCACGAGGUCGCUUCUGCACUAUUUGUAGCAGCGACGAUAACGCUGUUUGCGAAGAGGCUCUUAACGAAACCUGUGAGGCACUGGGAUGCGAAGAGAGUUAUUUGAUCGACAGGGAGCGUCUGCAGGAAAAACAAGACCUUGAGCAGAGCAGCCAUGAAGAAGCACAAGAACCAGCAAUCCAUAUCGGGGCUGUCGCAUCAGGCGAUACGGUUCUCAAAUCAGGGGAAGAUCGCGACAAUAUUGCAAUGAAAGAAGGUGUUAUUGCCUUUGAGAUGGAAGGGGCUGGCAUUUGGGGAGAGAUUCCUUGCAUUAUCGUCAAGGGAGUUUGUGACUACGCCGAUUCUCACAAGAACAAGAAAUGGCAGGACUUUGCGGCUGCGACGGCGGCGGCUGCUGCAAAGGCACUCUUACACAGAUAUCCCAAGACGGAAAGGACGAGAUACGAAUGA